Rubroshorea leprosula is the source of this 381-nucleotide messenger RNA. The record is from the annotation of a GenBank genome assembly. NCBI's taxonomy places the organism in Eukaryota, Viridiplantae, Streptophyta, Magnoliopsida, Malvales, Dipterocarpaceae.
AGGCCCAUGGGUAACCUUGUCAGACAGGGAUUUCAAUUUUAUCUUCUCAUUUUCAUCUCAUGUUGCAGAAAACCUUUCCCCUCUACAAUUCUGUCUUUCUACACGUGAUCAAAGAUGCUUCACAACUCUGGUGAACUCUGCUAUCUUGGGAUGUCCAAAACAAAACUAUAUGUCCUUCUGGGCUACUUCUUCUUGUCUUCAGCGCUUGUUGGGGCACGAAGUUCCAAAACUCAUCCAGAUGAAGGUAGCUUUUUUUGUGUCUUGAUUUAAUAGUAGAGGUGUCAACACUAUGCGUUCAGUAUUCAAGUUUCCUAUUCUAUUUCAAAUCCAAUUUUUAUUCCGAUUAUGAUUUUUAAAAUCCUAUAAAUACCCUUCUAAAUU